Molecule: messenger RNA, 12608 nt
Organism: Strigops habroptila (Kakapo)
Lineage: Eukaryota; Metazoa; Chordata; Aves; Psittaciformes; Psittacidae
Gene: GPR52
Product: G protein-coupled receptor 52
Exons: 2
Coding region: 2065-3150 (361 amino acids)
Biological process (GO): G protein-coupled receptor signaling pathway
Cellular component (GO): membrane
Molecular function (GO): G protein-coupled receptor activity
Source: RefSeq, a predicted model, not a curated record
GGCGCGGCGCGGCCAAUGGUUGCGCGGCGGGGGGGCCGGAGGCAGUCACCUUUCCAGCGCCCAGCUCGGCUGCAUCGGCUUGGGGGGGGGGGGAGAGGAGGAGGAGCGGACUCAGGUGCAAGCAAUCAUUUCAAGGGGGAAGGAGAGAACUAGCGACAGAAGCUCUAGCCGCACCACAGUAACUAGGACUCCCCCUGUCAAGCAGUUCAUCGUAGCGGCUGAUAAGGAUGCGUGUAGACAAAGGGAAUGAAUAGCCGGAAAUAUUCUGGGAUGUUCUAAAAUCAGAAGGACUUUCUGUACAGUGUGGCGAUGCACGACAGGAAAUUAACUCCGAAAGGAAUGCUUUCUCUCAAACUGCUGCAACAGAAUUGAAAUUUUUUCUAUUCUAGUAUCUGAAAUUCCUCCUGAAGACACGGCAAGGACUAUCAGAAACAUCAGAGAGAUUCUGGUACUUUUAAAGAGACUCAAAGCAAACGCCAGCGUAAUAGCUGAAUGACCUUGGAGAUCAUUUUAUGUGGAUUCAUUAAUUUUCACUGCCAGUCUUCUAGUCUCAGGAACUCUAGGAUUAAAGAUGGUUUUAACAUUUUAGGGGCCUUUCAAAAUACAAGAUUGUAUACAAUUAAUUACCUGCCUAAUGAUUCCUGAACUAAUUGAGCAUUUACUUAGAACACGGAAAGAAGAUGCUUUCUUUUAACGUUUGCUUUUUCCAUAAUUGUGAAUAAAAUUAACAAGGUAAUGUCCUGCAAUUAGAAGAACUUUUUUUUUUUUUAAGCAAGUAUUUAUUAUGCUGAUCAUCUAAUAAAUAUAGAAACCUUAAAGCCCUAAGAAGAUGAAGCUGAAUAACAGAAUAAUGGAGCAGUAAACAAUGGCAGCUUUUCUAGUCAAAUCAGCAUUUCAUUAGCUUCACAGCAGAAUGCAGAUGGAAGUUUCUGUUCUCGUUGUAUGGGGGUUUGUGAAAUGAUUCAGGUGUUGCUACAGAGGUGAGCAGUAUCAUGGAUAUACCUAUGAACUCCUGGGUACUGAUCCACGGUAGCAGAGUUUCCAAAGAUGAAUAUUUUAAAUUACCAUUGCUGAAAUUAAAUUCAAGAGGAUUUAUUUUGUCUGUGGGGACCUUGCAUUAUGCUUCUGGCAUUAAUAAUUGUAAUGGACUAUAACUGUUUGAAGGAAUUGUGAAUAUCGACAAAAGUCUCCAAAUUCUAUUCUUAAAUUAUUUUAUUUUUUAAAUGAAUAGAACACGAUCUUCCUCAUUGUAUGUGAGAUGUAUGUUUUCUUUCUUGGGAGUCCGAGGGCAAAUCUGCCUUGUCCCCCACCCAUCUCCCUCCAAAUAAAAUUCAUUAUUCAUACCCAAACAGUGGUGAGUCUAUUGGAAUUAACCUUGACAAAAAUGUUUUCCUUACCUUUCUAAUGAAUGCUCUGGAUAAGAUGGAGUACCACCUCCUGAACGGAGACAGAAAAGACAGCGUCAGAGAAUGAACUUUUUCCUUUAUUCUCCAGUAAGUCUGCAAUUUAAAUUGAGACAUUGAAAAGAUUAUCUCCAGUAACUGCUGGUCCAGGAAACUGGAGCUGUACUGAGGUUCCUCCUUCCCUUCCUUUCCCUCACCCCAUUAUAUUCCAAAGUAAAUGACUUUCUCAGGAAAAUAAGCAGUCAGAGAUUACCCCAAUCUGUCCCUGGGAAAUGAGUGUGUCUCUUUCGUCAGUUUUUAUUUCCAUAUUUCACAGUACCUGUUUGUUUUAGAAGUGCCUUGUGUUUGCUAAAGAUUGGUGAAGAGCACUGGAGGAGCUGAUCAGUGGCCUUUCUCUUUCUGGCUUUGUUUUUUUUUUUCUGUUUAUUUGUUUGUUUGUUUUUUCUUUUCUUUCUUUCUUUCCUUAAAGCUAAGGUGUGCCAGAGGUGAUGCACUGAUGCUGAGGAGGCAUCAACAGCUAUGAGACUGUAAUCCUCUCAAAUGUAAGCACUGGCAGUGUCUACAAAGAGAGAUCGUGAGACGCUGAAGCAGAGUUUAGCUGCUGUUAAGCAGGUCAUCUGCUCAUUAAGGCUCAGAUUGCAGUGUUCCCCAGUCACAAAACAUGAACCAGUCCCGAUGGAUUGAAUGGAGGACUCUGAAUAUGAGCAGUAGUGUUAUGAACAUGUCUGAGCAUCUCUCCUGCCCUCUUGGAUUUGGUCACUACAAUGCAGUUGACAUCUGUAUCCUUGAGACAGUUGUUAUUGUCUUGCUAACAUUUUUAAUUAUUGCGGGUAACUUAACUGUGGUAUUUGUUUUUCACUGUGCUCCACUUCUGCAUCAUUAUACCACCAGCUAUUUUAUUCAGACCAUGGCCUAUGCUGAUCUCUUUGUUGGAGUUAGCUGCUUGGUUCCUACUUUGUCACUGCUCCACUACUCGACAGGUGUCCACGAGUCCUUGACUUGUCAAGUUUUUGGAUAUAUCAUCUCUGUGCUAAAAAGCGUAUCUAUGGCAUGUCUUGCUUGCAUCAGUGUGGAUCGCUAUCUUGCUAUAACAAAGCCUCUCUCCUAUAAUCAACUGGUCACACCUUGUCGCUUGAGAAUCUGCAUCGUUUUGAUCUGGAUAUACUCCUGUCUGAUCUUCUUGCCUUCCUUUUUUGGUUGGGGAAAACCUGGUUACCAUGGAGAUAUUUUUGAAUGGUGUGCUACCUCCUGGCUAACUAAUGCCUAUUUUACUGGCUUUAUCGUGUGCUUACUAUACGCUCCUGCUGCCUUUGUCAUAUGUUUCACAUAUUUCCACAUCUUUAAAAUUUGCCGGCAGCACACCAAAGAGAUAAAUGAUCGGAGAGCUCGAUUUCCCAGCCAUGAAGUGGAUGCUGCUGGGGAGACUGGGCACAGCCCCGAUCGCCGCUAUGCCAUGGUUUUGUUUCGGAUAACCAGUGUGUUCUACAUGCUGUGGCUCCCUUAUAUCAUAUACUUUCUGCUGGAGAGCUCUAGGGUGUUGGAAAACCCAUCACUUUCCUUCUUAACGACAUGGCUUGCUAUAAGCAAUAGUUUCUGCAACUGUGUGAUAUAUAGCCUCUCCAACAGUGUUUUCAGGCUGGGACUGCGGAGACUAUCAGAGACAAUAUGUUCAUCUUGUAUGUGUUUAAAAGAUAGGGAUGUACGGGACCCUAAACCAAGAAAGCGGGCUAAUUCCUGCUCCAUUUAAAGAAAACUGUCGCAUGUGAUCAAAGGCGGAGUUUUGAUAGUAUUUGCUGUAUCUGGAAAUUUUCCAGAAGAUAAAUGUUUACUUGAAUAGCUUGCUAUGAUGCUAGAGUGAGUUUGAAAGUGAUUGUGGAAAAGGCUGUUGUAAGAGGGGUCACUGAACUUCAAUAUAGUUCUUGUGAAAUUGUGAGGACAGCAAUUUGACAGAGAUGAUGAAGAAAGUCAGAACUAAAAACCUUCCAAAGGGCAUGAAAUAACUACCACAUCGGAAGAGAUUCCUCAUAAAAUAAGUUAGGCACUACCUUAUAUUUUUCCCCUUGUAGAAAAGUUGUCUUACUAUCUUUGUGUCAGAAUAUGCUGUAGCCUUCUGAAUUUAAAAAUAUUUAAGAGGAAACAAUCAACAACACAGUAAGUGGCUAUCCAUAAAUAAUAUACCUGAGGACUAUAGUAGAUACUGCAGAUUAAUAAUCAGCUCUAUCUCUGCUCACAUCUUGUACAAUUUUCAGUUGUACAAACAAUCUGCAAUGCAUAAAACCUAUACUGGGCACGACGCUUUUGGGUAAAAUGGCACAUUUUGGUACAACUUUCACAGAAGCUCUCCCUCUCAUUUCCCCUUUUUUUCCAUGCUGUUCAUCCCUAGAUUCCACCACUUCCUAGUGGUUUAGUUUGAGGGCACCUGUGAGGCAAACUUGAGUUUCAAACCAUUCUUCCUGCAGAAAGCCAUAGCCCUUCAUGGCUGGCUGAGUAAUUGCCGCUGCCCAUGUACGAUGACUUCUUCAAUCUUUCACUCUCUUGAUCCUGUUAAAUUAGUGCACAGUAUCAAUGUAGUGUCCUUUAGGGUGUACUAAAGCUUUUCCUUUAUUGGCUACACAGAUAAUCCUAAUGCAGAUAUGAUAAUUGCGCACAGCAGUGUGCUUCACUGCUUAGAAAAUUAAAACUAACCCUUUUCUUUGGGAAGUUUAAAUAGCUUACUGUUGUAGCUGUCAAUCUGUUGUGUGAACCUAGCUUGCACAUACUGUUUUUUUAGGAGAAAACGUAAACUGUGGUCUGUGCCUAAUGUUUUCAUAGCACAUGGAAUAGGUCAAUGCUACAGGAUUAAAAAAUUACACUUACUUUAAGAGAAAUACUUCCAUGCAGUUGUUGAUUAGCUGUUUGUUAGACAAGUGUUCUUGGAGGAGGUGAACUAGACAGUUUACUAUUAAGUACAGGUAAAAAGCUUCAGUAUUUCCUUUUGUACUGAACUGAUUUUCAGGUCCACUGAUGAAAUCUUUUUUUAUUUUGCAAGGGUGCACAUUAGGUUUGUGUCAUAAAUUGUCAGGGGUUCAGAUGCAUGCCAAUCAAUAAAAUAUUAAAAUCAUUAUUUUGAACCAAAUGUAAUUUUCUUAGAUGGUUAUUGGCUUUUAGAAGAGGCCCAAUUAUCGAUCAUUGGUGCCUUUUAACACUGCACUAUUAUUCCUUCUUUCACCAAAAUGCAUAUGUAAAGAUCGUGCCUAUUACUUUUUGUAAUGGAAGCUAACCACGCUUGCACACUUGUGGUUUGACUCUAGAUUUCUCUUAAUUAUGUAUUCUUUGUUCUGUUGAGGUGGUUCUGAACCCCUGUACGUUUUUUGAAGCUGUAAGAAAGUUGAAGCAAUGGAAUAAAGUAGUAUUAUGUAUAUCAAAACCAGCCUUGGCGUUAGUUCCCUGAUGUUAUGCUCUGUUCUCUGUGAAAGUUCUUUCGGGUUAGGGCUCAAGAGUGAACAAUUUAAAACCCAAACCUCAAAGCUGCUUACUUGCUGUCUUAAACGUUUAUAAUACUAGUUUCUAGAAUUGCACAGUCUUUAAAGAAGAUUUAAAUAUGACUUGCAACAUUCUUCUAGCUAAGCUGAGAUGUUGCUGACAAUUAGCCCUGAUAGAUAUUAUGGAAAAAUGAGUAGUAUUCUUUGCACAUAUCUCGUAAUGUUCCAUGUCUACAGGAAUGUGUCUGCUGCCUUCUUUUGAAAAGUUGCUGUUUAUGUUGGAAGGCUCUUUUUGGUUGACUGCUGCUAUAUAAGGUUGUGUAACCUCGUCUCUUCUUACAAACAUGACUUGGGGUCAUUCUGUUUUGUCGUUACUUUGUCACUGUCUCCUGCUUAGUAGGUCCUCAGAGUACAAGACUUGGGCAAGGAACAAUGAAACAUACAGUCUUUCACAAGUCACAGGGCUGGUUUCAUACCAAUAAAGUAAUUUUAUAUCUGUGCUCCGGAGCUGUCCACUUACUACUGCUUCUGUUUUUUAUUGGCAUUCCUGGUAACAAGUUUUUAUGGGACCUCCUGAAAUUCAAGGAAAGUUCUAGAACGUGCUUGAAGUUGAACUAACCUUUAUUAAACACAGUGUGGAGCUGGUAGAUGCAUUGUUAGCAUGGUACUGUAACUACACAUAUGUAGAAAUAUACAAGCUAACUCAUUUGUAUCAGUAGUGCCUUAGUUGAACCCUGCUUGUAUAACGUCAGCAAAUGGAGCUGAUGUACAGCAAUUUGAAGCUUUCUUGCCUGCAAACGGUAGGUCAGAAAGAGAGCUUCACUUCAGAGGCUGCAGCACAAGGUUUACUCAGCAGCCCACCAGCUUCUUGCCCUAAAGGGCAGAGUUAGCAAUACAUUUCUCUCUAUCAUUGUGUUGAACUUGUAGAGUUGUCAGGUAGAACUGAAAAUUUCCUCAGGCUGUAAGAGGGAGAGCAUAUAGUAGGAGUCCAAUAUCCUGCAAACAAAUCAUAGGAUCCUAGGUUCUUCACCCUUUUAUUUGUUUGUUAAACAUUGGCUUAAUGUAGUUGGUGCAAGAACACUAAUAUACUUAUCUGGACCCUGAAUUUCAGUUGCUGUAAAGUCACAUUUUAACCUGUUCUUUGUAAAUCUGAGUCUCAUGGUCUCCUGGAAUUCGUGAAAUCAAACAUCCUCGGCAGACUUAAAUACUGCAUUUCUUCUUGCUGUUUACCCGAUGACAGGAUGUGACCUGGUGGUCAGUCCCAUUAAUUUUUAAAUUUAGUGUGUUUCAUUUUUUGAAAGCGUUUUCCAAACUCAUGAUUUAAACUUUUAUUUGAGGGAGGUUUGUUACUAUUUUACUAUUGCUGUCCGAGGAUUCCAGCUGGUGCUAAAUUCUCUUCCAAAAUUAUAAGGCUGGACAUUUUAAUGGAUGAAAAAAGUCCAGUAGAAAUUCCAGUCACCCAAUCUGUCACUUUUGGUUUUCAUUCCAGUAUUAUAUAAAGUCUUAUGUUCUUUUGUGGAAAAAUCUGAUUAAAGAAUGAAAAUUUUAAAGCUGGCAUCUGGGGUACAUAUCCCACUUUCAUAUGCCUAAAGAUCUUUCUGAUUUGUGAAAUACCUAGUAAAUAGGUGACCAGAUACUAGCUAAAGAAAUUGACAUGAAAAAAAUCAGUGUUGAUAAUAUGGGUAAUAGUAAAGUCUCUCCAUAUACAGAUACAUUGAGGGAGUCGCUAAAACUCUAAGUUCAUUUAAUAAAAUAAAAAAAGCCAUGAGAAGAAAACAUAUGUAAAACAUUAAAUAAAAAGGUUAAUUAAAUAAAAUGAAACAAUGUUAAAUAAAAAGAUGCCUAAUAGGUAAGCAAACAAAUAUUUAUCUGUAGCUGUAGAUAUAGGUAUAUGUUUAAAGCUCCUUUGUGCAGGUAGAUUAUGUUGUGCUGUUACAUUUCUCUUGAGUACUUCCACUUGUAGUCUAACAGAGGCUAUGUCAGGGUCAGUUGCCUUACCCUUUUUGGAACUUCAUGUCCUCAGCCUAUGGAAAAGUAAAAAAAAAAAAAGGUGUGAUGGCAGCAAAAACACUACCAGAAAAGUAAUCUUCACCAAAUCCUAUGUGCUUCCUUAUUUUCUGGAAUGGCUAAAUGAAUUUCUCCUUAAAAUACUGUUCUUUAAAGGGAAAUAAAAAUGUAAUAAUGAAAAGCACAAUGCUGUCUUUUUCAAGUUUGCUUAUUGUCUUAUAGUAAGAUAUUCUCCCCCCUCCUUGUCAUUUCUGCUUAAGAAUCCAUUUUAUAAUUGUACUUGGUAAAGCAUAAGGUACCAUGCUGGGUUUAUUUUUGUGCAGAAUCUUUGUGUUUCCUCUACUGAGAAGUUUGGAGUGUUUUGCUUUCAUAGAUACAGUUUAUGAAGACCUAUUAAAAAUAGCAUUUAUGUUCUUUUUAUGAUUAUUUUUAAUUCAUUAGUGUUUGACAUCUGCAUAUCCAUAAGGACACUUAAGUUUUCACACUCAGCAAAACUAACAAGGUGUAAUCUUUUUGGGUAAAAUAACUAAUCAGUCAGUAUUAGAAAUUGACUAUUGAGAAAAGUAUAUCAGUGUAAUGAUUAGUUAUUUAAUUAAUCAUUAAAUAACUAGUCUGUUAUUUAAUUAGCUGUUUCAUCUUGCAUAUGAAAAAUUAAGUUGAUAAACAAAAGAUAGCUGUAAUAGGAUAUUGAGUUGAUGGGAAAUGCAUCAGAUUAAACACUCUCUCACAGUUGGUUCUCAACAUGAAACUAUUUUAUCUUUCCAUAUUACAGUUGUAGCCAAACAAAUAUAUUGAUUUUUUAAAAUAUUUUUAUUUAAAUGUUGGUGUUUGGAUGCUGAGUAUCUGUAUCUCUCAAUUCAAGCCACUGCUCUUGGUGGAAAUAUCCCUUUAACAGACCUCAGACUCAGUUGCAGCGUGCCUAGCAACAUGGUGGUCCUGGAGCUGACUUUGCCAGGGAGCAGUGCCAGAGGUUGAUGAGGCCAACAUUGCCAGAGGGGAAGAAUGUCAAUGAAGGUGGCAGUGCCCUCCCCAGCCAUCCUCCAGGAUCAGCUAAUUUGCGGAUCUUUCAGUUUUAUUGUCACUGUCACCAAAAUGAUAAGAUUAAGCUUUUGACUUCAUCCCUGCCACCUUUUACCUAUGUCUCUCUCUAGGCUGUUUCAGGGAUGGAGUGGUGCAUCAUUCUACUGAAGAACUGAGUUAGAUUUUAUUUCUUUUUUUUAAUUAAAAUAUUUUCUGUAUCAAACCCAAACAUUACUUUGUUAAGUAGAUGCUGAAUAAUUUUUAGGCCUUUCCAGAAAUUGAAGCAUUGCUGAGGUAGUGUUUCACUGUCACUUGCAGCAUUGCCUGGAAUAUUGCUUAAAGAUAGUAUUUUCCGAAGACAAAUGAUUUUUCCUAAAGCAGGUAUGAAAUUCAGGUAAAAUCUGAUAUUCUUCUUCUCCCCUUCCAUUUAACAUAGACAUGUUUAAUUUUUGUAAAAAGCAUAUACUGAAUUUAUACAUGGAUCUCUGCAGUCAUUAGGCAUUUUUAAUUGUUAACAAGUCUGUGGUGUUAUUGUAGAUUAGUGGGGUGAAAGCAAUUUAAAAGACUAUUAAAGAGUAGAUUCCUACUUACAGAUUUUUCUGGUCAUUCUGAAGUGACUUCUUUCUUGAUCUGAUAUUAAGAAAGUCCUGUGAGGUCCAUGAGCUUUAAGUGCUAAAGGAACAGUACGUGAAUGGAGAAGAAGCUUUAAUGGCUCUGUGCCCCAGCAGAGCCUUAAGAGAAUACUAAACCCCCCUCACUUUUACAUCCGUAAUUUCUAUGGACUUUUCUUUUGUCCAAGUACUGUGAAAGGUAGGAUGAAUAUAAAGAACCUUAGUGCUUUCAGCUGCACUGACAGGAGACUAGGAAAAGCAAUUUCAGGCAGUAAAAAUGCCUGGAGAUCUUCAGGAUUUUAUCACAGUCUUAUGCUGGCUGCUGCCAACCUUCUCUUGAGAAGAAUGUGACAGCAGUGCUAAAGGCUUUUCAUUUUAAUCACCGUGUGACUUGGUCUGAACAAAGAAAAGGUGGUUUGGAUCAAAAUGAAACUUUUGUUAGAGCAGUGAUUACCAGGAAAGAGAGUUUCACUUUUCAUGUUCAUCCAUGCCUCAAAGCUCGCAAUCUGAAUUUUAUAACAGGCAGUAUUAGAAACAGUGACAAAACACAGAGGUUUUGGGAAGGGGAAGCUCAGAGAUGUCAGUGUUAAUCAUGUGAGGGCAUUUCUGCAUCUUGACAGCAUUGCUUUUUGUUUGUUUUCUUUAAAUGAAAUAGAUGUCUGUUUUUUCCUUCUUCUAGGAGUGAUUUGAAUAAGCACCAGUUCUUUUCAUCAUGGAAGAAGUCUAUUUUAUGAGACAUUUAAAUGAAGAAUAGGAUAGCAGUUAGGGAAAUAUAUUGGGGUUCCCCCAGGAGAACAAAGUAUGUUGCUUGUGGAACAUUGACAUUCAGUUUCAUGCGCUUUAGUCAGGAAAGUCUGUAGCAGAAAUGCCCGCACCAGGGGAGGGUUUCUAGUCCUUGUAUGAUCUCCCCAGUGUUAUUUAUGCUUGUGCAUGUACUAUUUUAAAGUUGUUCUGUGACAUCAAAAUUUAGAAUGGACAAAUGGUAUUUUCCAUGAUCAGGCAAAUUUGUUCUGACCUAGGAAAGACACUUGCUGAACCCACAGGUAUUUAGUGUUUAUUAAAGUGAUUAUAGCAUACAGGUUCUCGUUAGCUGUUUUAUUGUGGGGGAACAAGUAUAGGAACGGUGUAUUGAGGCAGAAGAGCUGACUGUUCUUAGAUGGACUGCUCCUCAUCUGUUGCAUGAUAUUAUUACAUCAAAUGAGUCCAGGUGAGGUUGUGGCCUUGGGGGGCCAAACACUGAGAGCAAGUGACCUUUAUUUACUUACUUCAGUAGUUUACCUUAAUGGCACUACAUUAUCUCCGUGGUUGCAUCUGUGUUUAAAUACAGGUUUUCAAAUACAAAACACUUGUGUCACUUUGGAAUAUAUGUAUACCUCUGUUACCUGCUGAGCUUCAUCUAGACCUCUCUCAGUACGACAUGCCAUUUAAACCUCUGAUUCAUGUUCACUGACUAAACCUGUGGUGGUUUGAAUUGUUACUGUUAGUAGCAGAAUGAAACAUACCUCCCUUCCUCUUACCUUGGUUGUUUCAGGUCAGUCUGGCAGUUUAGCACAGACCUAUUUUUGGCAGUGAGUAGGGCUGUACAGGAGAGAACACUGGCGUGGCUAUAGUAUGUUCCUGUACUCUGCUUAUACUUUUACUACAUGGAGUUAAUCCUCCGCAAAAGGUGUGGUAUAGACAUCUGAAGGCAAUAAUGCCUUAAACUGCCUCAACAAGGUUUUUGUGGAGCUUUGUUUAUUAGGGUUUUUAAUGGUAAGGAAAUUUGAUGCAAUUAAAAAUAGAGAGAUUUAUAUACUACAAGUAAUGAAUUGUUACUAGGUCAGGAACAGUUUUUCAUCAAUGCCCUCAAUAGAUGAACAAGAUCUUCAUAAGAUAAUUUUAUUAUAAUCAGGUAGAUUUUUGACACUACAAUUUUUAUAGUGAGUUUUAAAGCAACUAUAUGUACAUAAGGGUUGUAAACAGUCAUAAAGUGGCAAGGUUUCAGUGGCGGCUUUUUCUUAAUUUCAAGGGCUUUGGGGCUGGAGUUGGGUUAGUUUACUAAGUGUGUAGCAAAAUUGCCAAAGCCAAAACAGAGAGGCUAUAAAUGAAAGGAUUUUAUCCAAACUUUCUCUAUAAUAUUGGCUACUUGAUAUUGUCCAGGCAGUGUCUCAUGUUGGCUUAGGAAGAUGACAUAUAGAAAAACAAGAAAUCUAAUAAAUAUAAGUGUAACUACAUGCUAUCAUAAUUACAUUAUUUUUAAGAUUUUUCAUUUUUUAACUCAGGACUUUCAGAGACCAUAUUUUCUGUGAUGUCUUAUCUUGGGAACUAGCUGAACUAUUUUCCUUUGCUGGCUGUGCUUUACUUGUUCUCUGACUUUUGGGGUUAAGUUCAAUUUUGAAUUUGAACUUUAAAUUAAUUUUUUGUUUUAAUUUUUGAAGUAGAUGUGUUCUUCACUUGACUCAUGUAAAAACCUUUAUGAGAAUAGUAGAAAAUCAUGUCCUUGAAGGGAACUACAUCUAAUCUUAAAUCUACUUAGGCUACAUUUCAUCGUGUCUAAAAGCAGCUGUUGCUGUACCUUGUUUACUAGAUUUUAGGUGUCUUGGCCGCAAGCCUGACUGACAAAUGACAAGUUCUCCAACCUCUUCUGUUAGGCUGAAAUAUUACUUGCCAAUGAUUUUGUUUGUAAACACUGGUAACUAAAAAUUCUAUUUUGGUGGUGAAUCAGUAUUUUGGAUGGGAUUUAUAGGGAUACUUAAUCUACUGUAUUUCCUUUGAUUCUGGUGACAAUAUAUGAGGAUUCUUGCUUAUGUGCAGCUGAAAGCUUUGUCCAUGUUAUCUUACCCCUGUGCAUUUUCAGCUCCUCCUGGUUUAUUCCGGCUUGAGAAGCUUUUUCUGGGGAAAAGUAUGUCUGUGAUGGUUGGUCAUUGAUACAGUUGUGCUUUGGGUGAUCAUCUUAUUUUAUGAAUUUCACUGCAUUAGUAAUGCCUGUAUGUUAAGAAUAAAAAUCAUAGCAAAGUGCUCUUGUAAUAAUGGUAUUGAUUUUGUUGAAAAAUGAAUUUAUAGCAAGACAAAAUUUUUUUACCUGGGUAAAAAGAGAUUUGAAAUGUGAUGUAUGUGAGGAAUACCUGUUGAUUAUUUAUUUUGGGAAAGAUUUGGAUUUCAAGUGGCAGAUGAAAUUCAAGAGAUUAAAUAUAACUAUUUGAAGAAAAGCAGCUCUUAGUUUUCAUACAAUAACAAGAUGAAUUGUAUCCGUUUCCUGUCAGGAAGAAGAUCUUGGGUUACUCUAAGUCACUUUAUGGAAAUGGUAGUUUAAUAAGCCAUGGCUUACCAAAAAGUGUUGAGAUAUUAGUAAUUAUAAAAGUAAUAAAGAAAACUACUAGAAAUCAUUGCUGCCAUCACCAUGGUAUGCCUGGGCCUUGAAUACCAAAGGUAGCUGGUCCAAGGUAGCACAGGUAGAAGGAGUUCUGAGGAAUGGCAAAGCGACUCCUUCUCUAAGGGAGAAUGUAAGUCGCUAGGAUUUUCCAACCUAGAAAAGAAAAGAUUAAGGUGCAGGGGUGUAUGAGAAAUCUGUAAGGUCAUGAACAUCGUAGGAGAGAAGUGGGUAUAAUUAAUGAUUGUUUCUCCUCCAGUGUAAAAAAAAAAAACCAAUAAAAAUUAAGGUAGCACUAUGAAAACAAGCUGUAUGUAGUGAAUUGUGGAAUACGUUGACAGAAAACACUGGAUGUCAGAAGCUGCCAUGGGUUAAAAAUCUAGAGAAAUUCAAAGAGGAGUAGUGUAUUAAAUGCUGUCAUCAUGCUUCUGGCUUGGGAGACCAUAUGCCACAGAUUACCAGAGGCUGGCAGGCUGUGAUGGGAGAAUUGUCACAGUGUGUUUAUCCUAUUCUUACACUUGUCCUUAGGCAUCUGUUACUAGCUGCUGUUGCAGACUGUGUUGAUGGUAGAGGAACUAAGGGCUGACCUAAAGUGUCUGCUCUUACCUUCCUGCUCUGUUGCAUUGUUACAUCUUUAUUACUUUUCAUGUACUAACUCUGGAUAUUUCUUUUCGUAUUUGGACUGUCAGGAAAAGAAUGCACAAUAUACUUCAGCUGUUUGGGGUUUUUUUGAAUAAAAUUACAAGUGAAAAAUGAA